GAACCUGAAAGCAGACCCAGAGGAGCUUUUUACGAAGCUAGAGAAAAUUGGGAAGGGUUCUUUUGGCGAGGUGUUCAAAGGCAUUGACAAUCGGACUCAGAAAGUAGUGGCAAUCAAAAUCAUUGAUCUGGAAGAAGCUGAAGAUGAGAUUGAGGACAUUCAACAGGAAAUCACAGUGCUGAGUCAGUGUGACAGUCCAUAUGUAACCAAAUAUUACGGAUCCUACUUGAAGGAUACUAAAUUGUGGAUAAUAAUGGAGUAUCUUGGAGGAGGUUCCGCACUGGACCUGUUGGAGCCUGGCCCUUUAGAUGAAACGCAGAUUGCCACCAUAUUAAGAGAAAUACUGAAAGGACUUGAUUAUCUUCAUUCAGAGAAGAAAAUCCAUAGAGAUAUUAAAGCGGCCAAUGUCCUGCUUUCUGAACAUGGAGAGGUGAAGCUGGCUGACUUUGGAGUGGCUGGCCAGCUGACAGAUACCCAGAUAAAAAGGAACACCUUCGUAGGCACCCCCUUCUGGAUGGCGCCCGAGGUCAUCAAACAGUCAGCUUACGACUCCAAGGCAGAUAUCUGGUCCCUGGGCAUUACAGCCAUAGAACUGGCCAAAGGGGAGCCACCCCACUCGGAACUGCACCCCAUGAAGGUUUUAUUCCUCAUUCCAAAGAACAAUCCCCCGACGCUGGAAGGAAGCUACAGCAAGCCCCUCAAGGAGUUCGUGGAGGCCUGUUUGAACAAGGAGCCCAGCUUUAGACCCACCGCUAAGGAAUUGCUGAAGCACAAGUUUAUAAUCCGCAAUGCAAAGAAAACCUCCUAUCUGACUGAGCUGAUCGACAGGUACAAGAGGUGGAAGGCCGAGCAGAGCCAUGACGACUCGAGCUCCGAGGACUCGGAUGCGGAAACGGAUGGCCAGGCAUCGGGAGGCAGUGACUCUGGGGACUGGAUCUUCACCAUCCGAGAGAAGGAUCCCAAAAACCUGGAAAACGGAGCUCUGCAGCCGUCGGAGUUGGAAAGAAAUAAGAUGAAAGACAUCCCAAAGAGGCCUUUCUCUCAGUGUCUAUCCACGAUUAUUUCUCCUCUGUUUGCAGAGCUGAAGGAGAAGAGCCAGGCGUGUGGGGGCAACCUGGGGUCCAUAGAAGAGCUGCGGGGAGCCAUCUAUCUGGCGGAAGAGGCCUGCCCGGGGAUUUCUGACACCAUGGUGGCGCAGCUGGUGCAGCGGCUGCAGAGAUACUCACUAAGUGGCGGAGGAACUUCAUCCCACUGAAAUUCCUUCCGGCUCGGGUUGUGGUUUUCCUUUUCUCUUCAUCAUCCUCCUUUUUAAAGUCAACGAGGGCCUUCCGGCCGACUCUGCUGAAGAGGCGCCGCCGAGGGCGGAGCCCCGGACGCCACAGGCGCCCAUCCUCGCUGGGCCACAGCCAGAUGCAGCCUGGGCUGGGGCGAGGAGGGGCUGCCCCUUUAAGCAACUAUUUUAUUUUUUUAUUGUUUUUAAUUUUAACCAUAGUGCACAUAUAUUCAAGGAAAGUCUCUUUAAAAAUGAAAACAAACCCUGAAAUGUAUAUUUGGGCUUAUGAUAGGCGACUAAGACGUGAAACCUCAGGUACCCGCUGUACGUUGGCACUCCCCGGGAGACGAGCCGCGCUGGGUGGUCGGUGUACAGAUUUGUAUAUAGUGUCAUUUCUACCGAGACCCUUUUGGCGUGCAUCAGGAAUCACUGUGUACACACUGGCCACGUGCUUCUGUAGAUAAUUGUCAGUGGAGUAAAUAUUUGAUAGGCCAUAACUUGAGUCUAUUGCCUUGCCUUUAUUACAUGUACAUUUUGAAUUCUGUGACCAGUGAUUUGGGUUUUGUUUUGUAUUUGCAGGGUUUGCCAUUAAUAAUAAUUCCUACCCCUCUUCUAGAACACUCCUUUUUGUACCUUGGCCAGUGCAGCUUUCCCUCUUGUCUCUCUCCAUCCCUUUUGGUACACUUCGAAGUUGAUUUCCUUUGUCAUUGAUGGUACUAUUUCUUAGUGUUUUAAAUUGGAACAUACAUAUCUGUCUCCUGAAGCUUUAAAUUAUUACAUUUACGUUUCUCCCAGAGGAAGCGCUCUCACCCAGUGUUUGUGUGGAACCCUGCCACGCGGUGUGUGUGCCACGCACACCACCCCUCCCCACGCCACGUUCUCUGGACCUCCUAGUUGACUCCACCUAUCAUCGUUCCCACCCCGAAGUGUCUGGAUGCUUACACAAAUAAAUUUUAUAACACUUAUUUUGCAUACUCUUCUUGAAACGUGACUGCAGGGUGGACUGGGCACCUGCUGGGUGUGGUUGGAUCUGUGUGUGUGCGUGUGUGUGCACGUGGUGGGGUGUGUGUGUGUAUGUGUGUAUUGAGACAUUUCAGAAGAUUCCAGGGAAAAGUGCCCAGAGGUCAGAACACCCCUUGUCCAGGUUAGCUUGCUAUGCAACUUGUGUGGUUGGUUGGUCAGGGGUUUUGGCAGGAUGCUGUGGCUCGUGGAAUCACUGUGCGUCUUCCAGAGACCUUGAUGAGUGCUAUGGUUCUAGAGGAGCCGUGGCUGCUGCUGUGGGCCCCGGCGGCUUGAGGUGGGGUGGGGGUGGGGGUGGUGUCUGUCUGGGUUUGCAACAGGCAUCCAUUGCGUGGCAGGUUGGGAACUGGGUUCAUGAGAAGGGGGAAGGCUCCUUAUACCAAUGUGGGGCUCUCUCAUUCGGAUACGGGAGUAGUCUUGCGUGUGUUACCUCUUGGAAUACUUGGUCUUGAGCACUUGUGGACGUAAGGAUGGCGGCUUAGCCGGCAGACUGGAAGUGGCUGCUGCCGCCCACGGUGCAGCAGCCUGGCUGGCGUUGGGAGGGGAUGGGCCUGAGCUGCAGGGGUCGGAUGGGCGUGUGGUUAAUGUUUGGAUUUGUUCUACAAAGUCUAUUUUUUGAGACUUAAUGGAUCUGUGCUACCUUCUCAGUGGAUUCGGUUGGACUGUUCUAGAAAGCAUACCUACGUCUUGGUCGGAGGAACUGAAGUGAAUUGUUCGUUGUGACUGUAUGUGCUUCCACAGCAAGGAUGUUAACUUGAACAAUAAAAUUUGAGAACAUCUCA
Molecule: messenger RNA, 3075 nt
Organism: Dipodomys ordii (Ord's kangaroo rat)
Lineage: Eukaryota; Metazoa; Chordata; Mammalia; Rodentia; Heteromyidae
Gene: Stk24
Product: serine/threonine kinase 24
Exons: 10
Coding region: 254-1255 (333 amino acids)
Biological process (GO): protein phosphorylation
Molecular function (GO): ATP binding; protein kinase activity
Source: RefSeq, a predicted model, not a curated record